AAAAAAAAAAAAGAGUCCACAAAAAAAAUUUUCAACACUCUACCCCACCACCGAAAUUUGUAUACAGACAGUGAAGUUAUUUCUGAUAUAUAAUUAAACCAUAACGCAACACAAGACAACGUCAAUUUAAAUUCAAAAUUAAAAUUGAUUUACUUAAUUAGUUUUCCCAUCGAAUCUAGUUUUCAACUUUGACAGGAAUACAUUCAUUUCAACCAAAUAUCUUUAUUUAGAUAUUACCCAUUUUUUUUUGCAUUUCUAACUUUAUUCCAUUCAUCCAUUUUAUCCCAUCAGACGUGGUUUGGUGAUUCAUUUAUUUCUUUUUCCACUCCAUUCCAUUAAAUUCAUCUUUACUUGUUUUUAUCAACGUUUAUUAUUCAAAAUCAUCCAUUAUAGACUAUAGAUUUUAUUCAUUCCCUAAUAAUCAUCAUUUCUCAUUCUAAUAUCACUCAUUAACUCAAUAUGACUACUGAAUUAAAAGCAAAAGAAAUUUUUAAUCAAUUUGCAACUGUUGGUGCAAAUAAUCAAAAAAUUAUUACUUUACCUGAUUUCGUCAAUAUAAUAUCUCCUUUCCAAACUGAUAUAUCAAAACCUUCAUUUUCUUUAUUAUAUCUUAUAGCUGAUAAAGAAAGAAAAGGGUUUGUUAAUGAACAAGAUUGGGUUACUUUUAUUACUACUUUAACUUCUAUUGAUGGAGAAUUUAAAUUAAUUUAUAAUUUCUUAAGUUCAGGUAUUAAUAAUAAAUCUCCUCCUCCAAAAAAAAUUACUUAUAAUGAUUGUAUUGAAAUUUUAAAUAAAUUAAAUCGUUCAAUCGAUCCAAAUUAUCAACAAAAUUUAAUUAAAUUAAAUUGGACUUAUUUCCCAAAAUUCUUUGAACCAAAUGGUACUAUUAAUUUUAAUGAUUUUAUAACUUUAAUUAAUUAUUUACCAGUUACAAAAUUAAUUGGUGGUUUUGAAAUUUUAGCUUCAAAAAAGAGAACUAUUAAUGAACAACAAUUAGUGGAUUUAUUAUCAACAAAUUUAAAUCAUAAAUUAUCCACUAAAUUAAAACAAAAUUUAAAAAAUAUUACCGGUUUCUUCCAAGAUGAAAAUAAUGAAUUUAUUCAAGAAUUUAAUUUAUCAAAUCUUUUAUUUGUUUAUGAUACUUUAAAUAAAGUGGAUUUAAUUAAUGAAGUCAUUGCUAAUACUCCUCCAACCACUAAAGAUAAAAAUGAUGUUUUAAUUAAUAAAUUGGAUUUAUAUAAUCAUUUAAAUGAUCAUUUAUUAAAAAGUUCCAAUUUUAAACCCAUCUCAAUCUAUGAAAUUGAUCUUUUAUAUUAUUUAAUUAAUCAAAAAUCAGAUGAUAAUGUCCCAAGACGAGAAUUAAUUUCAUUUUUAAAUCCAAAUUUUAAUAAUAAUUUACCAACUUUAAAUCCAAUUUUCGAUCAUCCAAAAUCAAAAUAUUCUACUAAAGUAAAUGAUAAUUUCUCAUUAUGGCCGAUUUAUGAUUCAUUGUAUUCAUUCUUUUUAGGUUCAAUUGCAGGAUGUAUUGGGGCAACAGUAGUAUAUCCUAUUGAUUUAGUGAAAACUAGAAUGCAAGCUCAAAAACAUAAAUCUUAUUAUAAUAAUUCCUUUGAUUGUUUUAAGAAAAUCAUUACUCAUGAAGGAUUUAAAGGGUUAUAUAGUGGUUUAGGAGCUCAAUUAGUUGGAGUGGCUCCUGAAAAAGCUAUUAAAUUAACUGUUAAUGAUUUGGUUCGUAAAAUCGGUACUGAUGAAGCUGGUAAAAUUACUAUGAGAUGGGAAAUUUUAGCAGGUAUGUCAGCUGGUGCUUGUCAAGUUAUCUUUACUAAUCCUUUAGAAAUUGUUAAAAUUAGAUUACAAAUGCAAGGAAAAGCUAAAACUGUUGUCGGUGAAAUUCCUCAUAAACAAUUGACUGCUUCUUCAAUCAUAAAACAAUUAGGGUUAAAAGGUCUUUAUAAAGGGGCCAGUGCAUGUUUAUUAAGAGAUGUACCAUUUUCAGCUAUUUAUUUCCCAACUUAUGCUAAUUUAAAGAAAUAUAUGUUUGGAUUCGAUCCAAAUUCAUCUAGUAGUAAAUCAAAACGUUUAAAUACGUGGCAAUUAUUAGUUAGUGGUGCUUUAGCUGGUGCUCCAUCUGCAUUCUUUACAACUCCUGCUGAUGUUAUAAAAACAAGAUUACAAGUUGAAAGUAAAACUCAUGAUAUUAAAUAUAGAGGUAUUGUUCAUGCUGGUAAAGUGAUUCUUAUGGAAGAAGGUCUUGGUGCAUUCUUUAAAGGUUCAUUAGCCAGAGUUUUCAGAUCAUCUCCUCAAUUUGGUUUUACUUUAGCUUCUUAUGAACUUUUACAAAAUUUAUUCCCAUUAACUCCUCCUCAAACUAAAGAAUCUAAUUUUAAAAGUAUUACUGGUUAUCCUGGUCUUUAUAAUUUAAGUAAUGAUCAAGUUUAUAAUAGUCAAUCUAAAACCGAUAGAUUAUUAUACUUAUCGAAAGCUGAAUUAUCAGGAACUUCAACUGUUGGUGCUAAACUUAAUGAUACUUUAGUUAAAGUCCCCGCUGAAUACGUUUAUAAAUCUCAUGAUACUAUCAAAUUAUUAUUAGAUAUAGAUUAUAAAUUUGGUAAUUUCAGUUAUGAUUCCUAUUUGAAUUUCAUUCAUAAGAAGUAAGUGAUAUAGAUUACUUCCUAUGAUUCCCUCAUCCCGCUCCCAUCCCAUCCCAUCCCAUCUUUUAAAAUUUUUGAAAAAAAUGUGUAUGAAUUUACGAAAUGUCAUAUUUCUUGAUUUUUUUUUAUAUAUUAUUUGUUUAAUUUUGUUGAAGUUUAAUUUUGUUUAUUUUUGUUAUUAUUAUUAUCUAAUUCUAAUUAGUUUGUUUUUUAUCAUUCCUAUCUCCUCUCUUUUUAAAAGAUGUCUUUUUAUCUAUUUAGUUUAUAAAGUUAGAAUACAAAUUCAUAUUAUUAUUAUUAUA
This is a messenger RNA of Scheffersomyces coipomensis, 2953 nucleotides long. RefSeq names its product amino acid transporter (gene AGC1). The coding region runs from base 460 to 2655 and encodes 731 amino acids. The record is from RefSeq and is a predicted model, not a curated record. Gene Ontology annotation, biological process: aspartate transmembrane transport; L-glutamate transmembrane transport; malate-aspartate shuttle. NCBI's taxonomy places the organism in Eukaryota, Fungi, Ascomycota, Pichiomycetes, Serinales, Debaryomycetaceae. The transcript has a single exon. Gene Ontology annotation, molecular function: L-glutamate transmembrane transporter activity; L-aspartate transmembrane transporter activity.